Eleginops maclovinus (Patagonian blennie) is the source of this 1928-nucleotide messenger RNA. It is a transcript of the gene terf1, whose product is annotated as telomeric repeat binding factor (NIMA-interacting) 1. Bases 34 to 1335 code for a protein of 433 amino acids. Gene Ontology annotation, molecular function: protein homodimerization activity; microtubule binding; DNA binding, bending. Gene Ontology annotation, cellular component: nucleus; chromosome, telomeric region; nuclear telomere cap complex. Gene Ontology annotation, biological process: telomere maintenance via telomerase; negative regulation of DNA replication; negative regulation of telomeric D-loop disassembly. The transcript is spliced from 9 exons. Lineage: Eukaryota; Metazoa; Chordata; Actinopteri; Perciformes; Eleginopidae. The record is from RefSeq and is a predicted model, not a curated record.
CCAAAGAGGAAGGAGAAGCUAAACAUAACAAACAUGGAGUCUGAUAACAUCAACAGAAUCAUGUGGGAGUUUUCCCGAGUUAACGAGGUCACCACGGGCUGGAUAGUGGACUUUCUGUUCGUCAGUCUGUGUCGGCGGUUCAAGGAGGGCAAGCUGGAGGAGUUCAACGCGAUAGUUCAGAUUCUGGAGGCCAUUGCCGAUAGUCCAGUGAAGGAGCCCCAUGAGGACAAAACGAUGGUCUGUGCCUUCCUAUCGAGAGUCAUGCACGGACAGCAGUUAGAUAUCGUGUUUGACCUGGACGAAGACAUGAUGCCUCUGAUGUGUGCCGCCAAAAUCUGGCCAAAGUUGGAGUGCACGGUGGCAGACAAAAGUUUGUUCAAAGAAAUCCUCAACCUCUUGUUUGUCCAGUCUGUGUGUGUGUGUUUGGAGAAAGGCAAGACAUCUCCCGCCUCCUUCGCCCUCAAGUGGUUUAAGAAACAAUUUGAUUUUCCCCAGUACUUGAAGGCCAGGGUGUCAUCCAUGGUGCAACAGAAGGAAACUCAGAAGCUCCACUGCUGCAGCUUCAGUCGCCUGCGAGAGGCGGUCCAGACUUACCUAGACGCCUACCUGAAGAAAAAUCCCUCCGACUACCUUCUCAAGGAAGCCACGAAGAUGCUGCAGGCGUCGUCGAAAGGCGGGGAAUCGCAGGAUGUUGUGGCGCAGGAUGUUGUGGCGCAGGAUGUUGUGGCGGAGGACGUUGUGGCGAAGGACGUUGUGGCGAAGGACGUUGUGGCGCAGGACGUUGUGGCGCAGGACGUUGUGGCGCAGGAGGUUGUGGCGAAGGACGUUGUGACGCAGGAUGUUGUGGCGAAGGACGUUGUGACGCAGGACGUUGUGGCGAAGGAUGUUGUGACGCAGGACGUUGUGGCGCAGGGCAAAGAGACGCAGGGCAAAGAGAUGCAGGGCAAAGAGACGCAGGGCAACGUGUCGAAGGAAAAACACAACCAAACAACAACGAACAAAAAACUAAAACGGAAACUCUUCUCCACUAACUUUAUGGAGGACUGGAAAAUCGAUUCGGGCAAGAAGUGUUUUGUCUCCAUGAAAAAAAUCUCAGAGAACAAGCUAUCUCAGGUCACCCAUGAGAAGUCGAUGGAAACAUCCCAGAUCCUAAAGACAAGAAAAACCCCUCAGAAAUGGAACAGUAAACUGGACCACUACCUGAGGAAAGGAGUCCAGCGGCACGGCACGGGGAGGUGGGCUAAAAUGCUGCUGGAUUACGACUUUGAAGGACGCACCGGCACCAUGCUCAAAGACCGCUGGAGGACUCUCAUGAAGUCUCAUAAAGUAGGCUAAAGAGAGGAAGCAGCUCGGGAGUUAUUGUUAAUUCAGAAGUUCCUGUUAUUGCUGCUGUUCUGUUUGCACUCAUACCACCAGGGGGCGCUGUACAUGAGAUAAUAUCCUUCCUAAUGCCGUCUGUGAUGGUGUACUUGUGAUUUAGGCUGUUCUGUUAUUAUAACAGCUAUCUUCAUCAUGGUUGAAUCUACCGGUUAUUUGGUUUGUAAAAUGUAUUUAGUGACAAAUGUUCCUCAAAGUUCAAGAUAAUGUCUGAAAGUUAGUCUAAAAGAAAACAUUUUGAGAUGUUGCAAACAGAAUUUUCUGCUGGACAUUAUAUUUUUGAAAUGAUAAGCUAGACUUUGCUAUUCUCUGUUGAGUGUUUUACUUUGCUGCUGUUUGUUUAAGACACGUCCCGGCCACCAGAGGACAGCACAGAGCCACCUUACGUGCCCUCUAUGAUUGGCAUCAAGUUAUUUUUUACUUUUCUAAAAAGACAAAGACGACUCUUGUAAAAUAUUGUUAUCAUUUUAAGUUAAACUUUUUUGUUAGAAAUAUUGUUCAAAACAAGGAAUACAACAGUGGCUUGUUCCAAUAAAAACAACUUUGAUAUA